AUGAUGCCGGAUCCGCGAACACUGGCUUGCCAUGUCAACGGCAGCCUGCCCAUCCGCCCCUAUCCAAUCCCGAAAGAGAAAUCGACGUCGUACUUGAAGGGAAGGGCCAUGAAGGCCAAGGAUCUAUCAGAGGAUGAUCAUUCAGUGGGCGAAGAAAUCAUGGAUGGAGCGAAAUUGACACACCGAUUGACAAGAGACAAGAAACCCGCACCGCAUACAACCGGAGAACCUCAGAGUCGUCGAGGGGAGACAAGAUUGAGGGAAACCUCAAACCGGGGAGCAAAGAUCGUCGAGAUCAAUGCGGAAUGUCGAUCGAAAACACCGAUCAGUGCGCGAAUGCGCAAGGGCCGAGUUAGAUUUGCUGAAAAGCAGAAUCAGUAG
This is a messenger RNA of Cantharellus anzutake, 381 nucleotides long. RefSeq lists its product as uncharacterized. The coding region runs from base 1 to 381 and encodes 126 amino acids. Lineage: Eukaryota; Fungi; Basidiomycota; Agaricomycetes; Cantharellales; Hydnaceae. The transcript has a single exon. The record is from RefSeq and is a predicted model, not a curated record.